GAAGCUGUAAUGGAGGCCCUGCAGAGACAGCAGGCAGCCCGACUGGCCCAGGGGGUGGGGCCUUUGGCCCCUCCACGCCCACCACCACCACCGCCGCGGCCUUCCUUUCCUGGAUCCAGGACCCUGCAGGCCCCUGACGGGGGCUUGGGGGAGGUUGGAGCUGAGGAAGAGGAGGAUGCCCAAGAGGAUGAGGAAGGAGAGGAAGCUGGCACAGAAGAGGAGGCAGCCGAGGAGAGCCACCCAGGGACCCGGGGCACCAGCUCACCUUCCAGCCAGCCCCCUGGACCUCAUCCCCACGAGUGGACCUAUGAGGAGCAGUUCAAGCAGCUGUACGAGCUCGAUGCAGACCCCAAGAGGAAAGAAUUUCUGGAUGACCUGUUUAGCUUCAUGCAGAAGAGGGGGACGCCAGUGAACCGUGUGCCCAUCAUGGCGAAGCAGGUGCUGGACCUGUACGCGCUGUUUCGCCUGGUGACGGCCAAGGGCGGUCUGGUGGAAGUCAUCAACCGCAAGGUGUGGCGGGAGGUAACGCGCGGCCUCAGCUUGCCCACCACCAUCACGUCGGCCGCCUUCACUCUACGCACCCAGUACAUGAAGUAUCUGUACCCGUACGAGUGCGAGACGCGGGCGCUCAGCUCCCCGGGGGAGCUCCAGGCCGCCAUCGACAGCAACCGGCGGGAAGGCCGUCGUCAAGCUUACACCAACGCCCCACUCUUCGGCUUGGCGGGGCAGUCCCCUUGGGGCACUCUUGGCCCCGCCUCGGGUUCCGGGCCCGCCCCUCCCGCGCCCACGCCCGGCCCCCGCACUGCUCGGGGCUCCGCCUCCGGCCUGCCGGCGCACGCCUGCGCGCAGCUGAGCCCGAGCCCCAUUAAGAAAGAGGAGAGCAGAAUUCCAACCCCUCGACUGGCACUGCCUGUGGGCCUAGCCUUUGGACCUGCACGUGAGAAGGUGGCACCAGAGGAGCCCCCAGAGAAGAGGGCUGUGCUGAUGGGGCCCAUGGACCCACCUCGACACGGCGCACCCCCCAGUUUCCUGCCCCGUGGCAAGGUUCCCUUGAGGGAAGAGCAGUUGGAUGGGCCUCUCAAUCUGGCAGGCAGUGGUAUCAGCAGUAUCAACAUGGCCCUAGAGAUCAACGGGGUGGUCUACACUGGCGUCCUCUUUGCCCGUUGCCAGCCCGUGCCAGCUUCCCAGGGCCCAGCCAACCCUGCACCCCCACCCCUGAUGGGGCCCCCUUCCAGCGCCUCACCCUGAGAGCUCACACCUGAAAUUGAGAGCCCCAACCCCAUUGCUGAGGGGGGAGGAGACACCCCUCCAACCCAUUCUUCCAAGGUGCCCAUUCUAGGACCUGGGAAUGGCCACUCCCCCCCUCAACCAUGCCAUGUGGACUUGAAGCCAAAGAGAUUUCUUCUGAUGUUACAUCUACCUCAUUGCAAAAGGAGGGCAUCUCCUCCCUGGCCAACUCCAGCAACAUCUACCAAAGAGUUCUUCCCCCGGUAACCCCCAUCAUCUCCUCAUGUGCUCCCUUGUGUCAAUAUCAUCUCUAGGACUCCACCUCUUCGAGUCAGACCUGCUUCUCUUCAGGAGCCAGGUGAAGGGUUGAGUUGGGGUGUUGUGAAGAUGUCCCUCAGGUCACAUCUGCAUAAUAAAGCUGCGGUCCCUCCCUCUCCA
Messenger RNA from Orcinus orca (killer whale), 1665 nucleotides. It is a transcript of the gene ARID3C, whose product is annotated as AT-rich interaction domain 3C. Gene Ontology annotation, cellular component: nucleus. NCBI's taxonomy places the organism in Eukaryota, Metazoa, Chordata, Mammalia, Artiodactyla, Delphinidae. The record is from RefSeq and is a predicted model, not a curated record. Gene Ontology annotation, molecular function: DNA binding. The coding region runs from base 10 to 1248 and encodes 412 amino acids. The transcript has 7 exons. Gene Ontology annotation, biological process: regulation of transcription by RNA polymerase II.